AUGCGCAAAACAUCAACUGGCUCAACUCCUGUUCGAGGGGCUAAAACUGCAAAGUCAACGUCUUCAGCUACCUCUCAAAAAACUUCUACUUCAUCCACUACUUCAUCUUUACAAUCCAAUCAAACUAGUUUAAAAAAACCAUCAACUGUCAAGAGAUCAGGUGCAUCUGUUUCUCAAAAUAGUUUAUCUCCAAAAAAUGCAUCCCCACGAAAUUCAAGAUCUCCAUCACCUUCAUCCGCAACUUCAAAACCUAUUCGAGCGACUGCUUCAUCUUCUAUUAAAGAUGCAAUUGCCCAAGCUAGAUUAAAAAAAGCAACCAAUAAAACUUCUACAAAAGAAGAAGAACAAGAAAUUGGUGCUAAAAGUUUGAAUGUAAUAGUUAAGCAAGCAAAAUCUUCAGGUCGCAUAAAUAUCUCUCAUCGAUCUCUUAAAGCAAUUCCGGAAGAAGUAUGGAGAAUGUAUGAAGUUGAUCCAAAAAGUAUCACUAUUGAUUUUAGCGGUGGUGGUUCAGAUGUGUGGUAUGAAACAGUUGACCUUGUAAGAAUGGUGGCAGCAGAUAAUCAACUUGAAGUAAUUGAUAAACGAAUUGCAGAAUUUAAUGCUCUGCUUCAUAACAAUAAUUUAUCAUCUCUUCCAAAAGAGUUUGGUGAAUUACAAAGUCUUACCACACUUAAUUUAUCAAUUAAUCGUUUUAGCGACCUUCCUGAUUGUUUGACUACAUUAUCUUCUCUUGUCGAAUUACAACUUUCUUCAAAUAAAUUAACGGGUGUUUUAGAUUCUUCCUUUGGAAAUCUGUCUAAAUUGGAAAUACUUGAUAUUUCAUCAAAUGAAAUCACUGGGCUACCAAAAGAAAUUGAAAAUUUAAAAAAUCUUCGAAAAUUAAAUCUUGCAAAGAAUAAAUUAAAAGAAAUUCCUGGUUUAGCAACAAGUGGAAUGAGGAAUUUGGAAGAACUUGAAAUUAGUGAAAAUAAAUUAGAAAUAGUUUUUAUCGGAUUGAAUGGUCAGACAGUUGAAUUACAUUCUUUGAAAAGAUUAGAUAUUCGUCAAAAUAGAUUAAAAGCUUUGGAUGAAUCACAAAAUGCUACCAUUUUUCAUCCAACAAUAAAACUUCCGAAACUUAAAGAAUUACUUGCUUCUCUUAAUCUAUUUGAAAAUUUUGGUCCUCUGCUUCAUACAACACCUGAUCUUGAGAUUCUUGAUAUUGGUGAUAACAAAUUUCGUGAACUUCCUGAAGGUUUAUUAACUUUGAAGAGUUUAAAACGGUUAGAUUUAAGUAAUAAUGACCUUAAAACUUUACCAGCCGAAUUAGGCAUGCUGACAGCUCUGGACUUUUUGGGCUGGGAGGGAAAUCCUAUAAGAAAUGCUCCAAAAGGUCCCAAAUCAACAGCUGCAGUAUUAAAAACAUUAAGGGAUAGAUUGACAACUGUCGACUUUGAAAACAUGGAUGAGCCUACUAUCCCUGAAAGAGCUACAAAUCAUGCGAGAACAUCUAUCGAUACAGAUGUAAAAACUUCCGCAUUAGGAACUGUAAGCCAACAGAAUAUAUCAUCAAGGACAUUAGAUCUUUCCAAGAAAUCAUUAACGACAGUUUCUGAGGAAGAUUUACAAGAGAUUACGUUUGAACCAUCAACUGUAUUACUUGGAUUUAAUCUACUUCAGACUAUCCCUAUUAGCUUCAAAUUAUUUAGAACAAAUAUUACAUGUUUUCAAUUGGAUCACAACAAGUUUACUACUUUUCCAACAUUUGAAGAUAAGUCUAUAGUUUUUCCGAACGUGAGCAGAUUAGAUUUGUCAGCAAAUCAGCUUACCUCUUUACCUGAUGACUCUCAACAAACGCCAUUUCCAAAUUUACAAGUUCUUAACGUUAACAAUUGUCGAAUUGAAUCGUUACCAACAAAAUUUCCAUUUCCUAAACUGACAACUUUUCUUGCCACAUCCAAUUUACUUACAUCUAUUACUCCACCAACCUUUGAAAAUAUGGAAGUGGUUGAUAUUUCUAACAACAACAUCAAUUUUUUACCACCCCUAUUGGGCGAUAUUACAACCAUCAAGACAUUACUUGUUGAGGGUAAUUCAUUUCGAGUUCCAAG
Messenger RNA from Dentiscutata erythropus, 2090 nucleotides. Lineage: Eukaryota; Fungi; Glomeromycota; Glomeromycetes; Diversisporales; Gigasporaceae. The record is from the annotation of a GenBank genome assembly.